AUGAAAGUAUUAAUUGUGAUAUGUGCGCUGCUAAGCUGCGCUGCUGCCGCCAGCAUAAGCGAGCAGCUGCAAGCGGAGUGGGCUGCUUAUAAGCAGAACUUUGGCAAGGCGUACACAACUCAGGCGGAGGAGCAGCAGCGUAUGCUCAACUAUGCCCAGAACAAGCUCAAGGUGCAGGCGCACAACAAACGUUAUGCAGCGGGCAAGGAGCGCUAUGAGCUGGGCAUGAAUCAGUUUAGUGAUCUGAGCUAUGAGGAGUUCUCGCUGCGCAUGCUGCAAAGCAAUGAUGGGAACGAUGCUGCCGCACGCAGCGUUGAUGAAAUUUAUACGCCUGUAUACAAAGAUAAUCCACGCAACUUUGACUAUCGUCAGCAGGGCAUUGAAACGCCAGUUAAAAAUCAACUAAGCUGCGGCAGCUGCUAUUGCUUUAGUGCUGUGGGCGCUGUCGAGGCUGCACAUCAGCUCAAGACUGGUGAGCGCAUCUCGCUGUCCGAGCAGAAUCUACUGGACUGCACCAGCGCGCCGCCUUAUGACAAUCUGGGCUGCCGCGGCGGCUGGAAGGAAUAUGGUCUGGACUUUGUCAUCGCACGUGGCAUCAACACUGAGGCCGCUUAUCCUUAUGAGAAUGAGCUGAAGCCUUGCAGAUUCAAUCCCCAUGCAGUUGCUGCCAAUCUGACGAGCUACAAAUUUAUACAGCGUCACAAUGAGGCGGCCAUGCUGCAAGCGCUGGUGGACGAAGGACCUUUGCUUGUGUCAGUGUGGGUUACAGAUCUUUUCCAGAGCUACAGAAAUGGCAUCUUCUUCGAUUCCACUUGCAAUCUGGGCAAGACCAAUCAUGCGGUGUUGCUAGUGGGCUAUGGCACUGAUCCCAAUGGUGUUGCCUUCUGGGUUAUAAAGAAUUCCUGGGGCUACUUCUGGGGCGAACAGGGCUAUAUACGCAUGGCGCGUAAUCAGAACAGUAUGUGCGAAAUUGCACGCACAGCCAUCACUGUGAAGAUCUAAGUAAUACUCACAAAUAUUUAAAGGUAAU
Messenger RNA from Drosophila busckii, 1030 nucleotides. Its product is annotated as zingipain-2-like. Bases 1 to 1002 code for a protein of 333 amino acids. Gene Ontology annotation, biological process: immune response. Gene Ontology annotation, molecular function: cysteine-type endopeptidase activity. The transcript has a single exon. Gene Ontology annotation, cellular component: lysosome. The record is from RefSeq and is a predicted model, not a curated record. NCBI's taxonomy places the organism in Eukaryota, Metazoa, Arthropoda, Insecta, Diptera, Drosophilidae.